UUUACCCAUUUUCUUUUGAAGAAAAUGUAUUCGGAAUACGUGGAAAACCUUGAUAACGAAGCUAAGCAGAGGUACAUUGAAAAAAUAAAGGAUAUCAAUUAUAAAGAUCCAUAUUUAUUACAUAAUACGGAACUUUCAACUAGUGCAUCAGACUUGCCGGAUGUAACGUAUAUAGACAUUGUGAAUUACAUGGUUUAUGGCGUCAGUGCGUACACAUUAGAAGAAUUUAAAGCUUAUAAAAGCUUGCAAGCUUACAAUCUAUUUUCCUGUGGAUGGGUGUUGAAUGUUUUCGCCAAGAAAAUGGCAGCUAUGUGCUUGGUGAUUGGCAAAGUGAGACAUUCCCAACGGCUCUCGGAAAAACCUCUCAGUCCAUGGUUCCUUGCCAAUCGACAAGGCGUGAUUCAGUCUGCUCACUGCACCUGUAUGGCUGGGUUAGGCGAAUCAUGCACACAUAUUGCUGCCUUAAUGUUUUUUGUGCAAUACACAGUCUUAAAGAGAGAAGAAAAAUCGGUCACCUCCAUUGAGCAAUAUUGGGGAAAGCCGAAAAAAAGUGUGGACUUUGCUCAAGUAAAAGAUAUUGAUUUUUCGACUCCAAGCACAAGCAAAGAAAGUGCACCCAAAGAAGGAUCAUCUGUGCCUGAAAUGGAGGAUGUUGAGUUUUUUAAGUUUUGUGGGCAACUCCGAGAUGCUGGGUGCAACAGCGCUCUUUUAAAGGUCGUACCUGGUUUUAACGAUGUUGAAAUUGGUUGGUUGGUUAGUUGA
Molecule: messenger RNA, 762 nt
Organism: Uloborus diversus
Lineage: Eukaryota; Metazoa; Arthropoda; Arachnida; Araneae; Uloboridae
Exons: 2
Coding region: 25-762 (245 amino acids)
Molecular function (GO): zinc ion binding
Source: RefSeq, a predicted model, not a curated record